Messenger RNA from Colossoma macropomum (tambaqui), 2655 nucleotides. It is a transcript of the gene nrg3b, whose product is annotated as neuregulin 3b. The record is from RefSeq and is a predicted model, not a curated record. Gene Ontology annotation, biological process: intracellular signal transduction; nervous system development; animal organ development. Gene Ontology annotation, molecular function: chemorepellent activity. The coding region runs from base 33 to 2342 and encodes 769 amino acids. NCBI's taxonomy places the organism in Eukaryota, Metazoa, Chordata, Actinopteri, Characiformes, Serrasalmidae. The transcript is spliced from 9 exons.
UGCUCCCUAGCCGGGCCCUGAACUCCGACAGCAUGAGCGAGAGAACGGCACUAGGGGCCACCAUGGAGACCAUGACCCUGGAGGAGCCUGGGGGCGAACAGGCCUCUCCCCGGGCCCCGGGGCCCCUCCGCUGUGGCCCCUGUGCGGUGUGGCCCCGCCAGCAGCAGACGUGGCUGUGCGUGGUGCCCUUGCUGAUGGGCUUUGUGGGCCUUGGCCUCAGCCUGAUGCUGCUCAAGUGGAUUGUGGUGGGCUCUGUCCAGGACUAUGUCCCUACCGACCUGGUGGACGCCAAAGGCAUCGGGCAGGACCCUAUCUUCCUCUCCAAACCCAGUGCCCUGCCAAAGGGCCCAGAUGCCCCCUCGGCAUCCACAGCAGCCCCGGCCAAUACUAUGGGCCCUGGCUCAGCCGCAGAUGGGACCGGUGCAGUGCAGAGGACUCAAGCUGGACCUCCUUCUAACCAUACAGCCAGCAGCAGCAGCAGCAGCAGUGGGGGGAGGGCAGCAGGUGCAGUUGGAGGAGGUUCAGGGAAUCGAGCCCCUCACCUCCAUAACAGGGUGGGCACGAAAGCCAAUGGCACCACCUCUACUCGCCCAGCUGUGCCUGGCGGCAAGGAAGUGACCCCACGAAGUACAACGGUCAGAAAGCCUAGUGGUGCAGCCGGGGGCCGAAAUGCACACCCUUCCUCCAGAGCGGGCCCACCGAGCCCGACCUCCAUCACCACCACAACUACUGCUACCACUUCUACUACUACUGCAAAAAGCACAACUACUACCCGAAUGGCCCCGCCCACCACCUCCACCCCUACAGCCCCUGCCAGGCCGACCCAGCGCUUGAACCAUGGACGCUCCUCCAAGGGCCCCUCCACCAAGCCAACGCGGCCUCACCACCGCUUCAGAACCCUUGCACCUACAACCCCGACGGUCCGCUCCGAGUUCUUCAAGCCUUGCCAAGACAGCCAAGAGCUUGCCUUCUGUCUGAACGAAGGAGAGUGCUUCAUUAUCGAGACAGUGGCAGGAGUGCACAGACACUGCCGGUGUAAAGAGGGUUACCGUGGACUUCGCUGUGACCAGUUUGUUCCUAAGACGGACUCCAUCCUGUCUGAUCCAACAGAUGAGCUGGGCAUCGAGUUUAUGGAGAGUGGAGAGACCUACCAGAGGCAGAUCCUGUCAAUCUUCAGCAUCGCUAUGGGCAUCAGCUUGCUGGGAGUGGCCUGCAUGGCUCUUUACUGCAGGAACAAGAGACAAAGGGAAAAACACAGAGCCCACCUCACAGAGAUGCGUAACCUGAGGGACUGCAGUGUCAAUGCUUUGCGGCUCAUGUCUAAAUCCAGCUCCAGAACGGAAUGUGGCCUCCAGCAUCAAAAGUGCUGUAAAGCCCAUGGGUCCUCCCCUACGUCAGGCAAAGGUACAGUGCACAGCAGCUCCAAACUCUCUGCAGCCAAUCAGAGCCGCAGCCUGUCCAUGGGGAAACGCCGCAGAAGCUGUUCCUUCUCGAGUAGUCCUGCUCUAAAACAGAAGAUAUCCAAUCAUCGAUCUGUGCCACGAUGGACUCCACCCAUCUCCAGAGCAGGACAUCAUCUAAUUGGAGGAUCAAAAGAUUCUAUUCACAGUUACAAACAUCUCCAAGAGUUGGAGUCCACAGAUGUGACGUCAGAAUCCUUGAGAAGGUGCCAGUCCCACACUGAUGGCAAUCAGCACAGCCGCUCCUAUUUGAAUAUGCAAACUGUGGCCUCUGCACCUUCUAGAGGAAGACUGGCCUACGCCGAUGUUCCUUGCACUCGUCUGGAUCAGGGAACAGCUUUUCCUCGCCCGUCCCACCGCGCCUGCUCCGUUCCCAUCAUCCCCUCCGUCCAGGCGUCUGACGUCGGGGACAGGUCCGUGGAUGGAGGCAGCGCCGUGCUGCUUUAUAGGAGUGGAGUUUCUGCGAGUCACAUGCUUAUCAAUCCUGAGACUGAAGCAGAGGCAUUGUCCUUGGCCAAUUCCAGCCAGUCUCUGGCCAGCCUCACUGCGGUACAGGGGUCACAUGGACUCACGUGCUCCGAGUCUGCGCUGGUGGUGGGUCAAACUAAACACAAAAGCCUUGUCACUUACACAACAGCCUUGGGAGCAGGUACAGACUCCAGUAGAGCAAAGACUGUCAUUUCUACAGCCGUACUGGCAUCGUCCAGCCUGUCCAAAUCCACCGGCAAACUGGAGGGCCGGCCCGUACGGUCAGCUCGCGGAGGGAGUCUAAGAGAAGAGCAUGGUGCUGGUUUACAAACUUCAUUUUUCAAGGGAGAGAAAGACUUCCAUCUGUCUGGUGAGCUUAGAGGUGUGUCCUGUCUCACACCUCCUAAAAGCUGAUUGGAUAAAUCAAUAGAACUUACGAAUUGCAUCCACAAAUGUUCAGUGGGGUCGGACAGGGUGGGGCACUACCCCACCACCCCUCGCCCCCUUAUGUUGACCAAUCACAAGACUUUACUCUCUGAGCUAUGGAACUGGACUACAGAGAGAACUUGCAAAUGACACUGGAUAACCGAGAACACAAUGUGAAUAAAUUAUAAAAAGGUUAAUGACUAUCGUUGGGAUGUUGAUUUAAAGAAGUAUUGAAGAAGAUAAAAAGAUUUAUAUGCCACUAUUUAACAAGAAGCUUCUACUUAGAAACCAAAUAGUGUGU